AUGGUAGUUGAAUGUCCCAAUUGUCAACAAGUUAAAGCAGAGCAUCAGAGGUCUGGAGGCCUAACCCAGCUGACAAAAUCUGCUCAUUUCUUGCCAAUUAGGACGACAUAUUCAGCUGAAGAUUAUGCCAAGCUUUACAUUCAAGAGAUUGUUUGCCUUCACGGAGUUCCAUUAUCUAUUAUCUCAUAUCGAGGAGCUCAAUUUACAACACAUUUUUGGAGAUCGUUUCCGAAAGGUCUAGGCACUCAGAUGGCCCCUUACGAAGUGCUAUACGGGCGGAAGUGUAGAUCCCCGAUCGGUUGGUUUGAGCUCGGGGAAGCAGAUUUGAUAGGUCCCAAUCUAGUCCAACAAGCGAUUGAAAAGGUUAAGCUUAUUAGAGAUCGGCUUCAUACAACACAAUGUCGGCAGAAGUCUUAUGCAGAUGUUCACCGAUGGAACUUAGAGUUUGAUGUAAAAGAUUGGGUUUUCUUGAAAGUAUCGCCUAUGAAGGGCAUCAUGCGAUUCAAAAAGAAAUGGAAGCUCAGACCUAGAUACGUUGGACCGUAUAAGAUUAUUCGAAAGAUCGGUAUGAUUGCAUACGAGCUUGACUUGCCUUUCGAAUUGGAAGCAGUCCAUCAUAUAUUUCAUGUUUCUAUGUUGCGGAAGUGCAUUGGAGAUCCUUCACAUAUUAUGCCCAUUGAAAAUAUUCGUAUCGAAGAUUUAUCUUAUGUAGAGGUACCAAUAGCUAUUUUAGAUCGGCAAGUAAGAAAGCUUCGAACUAAAGAUGUAGCUUCUGUGAAGGUGUUAUGGAGAAAUAACAACGUCGAGGAAAUGACUUGGGAAGCGGAAGAGAAAUGA
Messenger RNA from Solanum stenotomum, 837 nucleotides. RefSeq lists its product as uncharacterized. Gene Ontology annotation, molecular function: nucleic acid binding. The record is from RefSeq and is a predicted model, not a curated record. Lineage: Eukaryota; Viridiplantae; Streptophyta; Magnoliopsida; Solanales; Solanaceae. The transcript is spliced from 3 exons. The coding region runs from base 1 to 837 and encodes 278 amino acids.